AAUCGAGGACCGAAUACCGUGUCAUACACACGCGCGCCCUACACGUCCCGUCCUACGUUCAAAGGACCGAAUCAUCAUCACCAACAAACUGCAACAGCAAUAAGCAACAAACUCUCCGACAACCUCAUCCCAAGCCACAAGCAGCAAUAGACGAAAGCCGAAGCACCCGACGAGCAGGAGGAAGAGGAAGAGCCGAAAGCUGGAGGAACCGAGCGGAAGAGUAACGAGGAAGUGCCCGCGGGAGCUGUGACGGAGAGUCGAGCCGCCGCGAGAUCGACCGAUCAGCGCACACGCUCUCGGAAAUUCGAAUUUCCCGCCCCCGAGCGACUCGUCGGCGGAAAAAGUGCUGCCACCGCCGCCGCCGACGCCGACGCCGACGCCGCGCAGGAGAAGAGAGACAGAGACGGAGCGUCUAGGAGUGUCUCCGCGAGUGUGUGCGUGUGUGCGUGAGCGUGCGCUCGGCCGCCGCGUUGCUGUGUGAGUGCGAGCCGAGCCGAGCCGAGCCGAGAGACAGAGACAGAGAGAGAGAGGCGCUCUCUUUCGCUCUCUCUCUCUUACCGGGGCUGAAAGAGCGGCUCCUCGGCUGUGCUUUUAGUCUACCUCGGAGCGUGUCGCGGGCGCUUAUAGCACAGAGAGAGAGAGAGAGGCGGUUUAACGGCCAGACUCCCCCCCCGUUACAACUCACACACACACACAUCCCGGUUUCCAUUUUUUUCAAAAUUUCCGACAAACUCUUUUCCCUCUUUCGUUUUUCCGCGCCGUGUGCCCGCCACCGGUCGUCUUCCAACCAGCUUUUGGAUUUUCCCUCUGCCGACACAGCCGCUCGUAGUCGAGGAACUCGAUAAUACAACAGUGGCAUACAUACGCUAGUACCUGCUCUCAAGACAAGCUGUCGUGUGUCUCAAGUCAACGCAAUUCAACAAUCAAUUCUGUGGUGCGUGGUUAUCGUGUGAACUCGGGUGUUACAUUCGGAGAAACAAAGAUAUAUAUAUAUAUAUAUAUAAAGUUUAUAUAUAUACACAUAUAUGAGUAUAUACACGUGUAGAUUAUAUAUAUAAAUUAUCGAACAGUGUGCAACGCAACGAGCGGAAGAGGAGAGCGAAGUGCGAGAAAUUUUAACCAGAGAGAUUUAAAUCAAGUUCGUCGCGCGUGCAGAGCGCCGCGAUUGUUGUAACAGAUUUUUAUUGUAAUUAUUUACGAGCGCCUACGGCCAAAGUGUUCGUCGGCAGUGUGAGAAGCAGAUUAGUAGUAGAUCUACUCAUUCGGCGCCAGUGACGAUAAUCGAUCGGCAGUAGCAUGGAGAAGUACGGAGAGACCGGACAGCUGCAGAAGGAAAUGGAGCGACUGGAGAUCGAGGAGAAGAACGGCGACGGAUUGAGCGGCGGCUCCGGGGCGAAGAUCCUGGUGGGCAAUCUGCCGGCCCACGUCAGAAUCGAGGAUAUCGAGCAGCUCUUGUCGAACUACGGACAGAUUCAAAACUUUGAGAAGGCGACGUCGCGCGACCCUAGCACCCAAGCCUUCCUCGUCAGCUAUGAGACGCCGGACCAGGCCCAGCAGGCCGCCGGCCAGCUGAACGGCUACGAGUACGAGGGUAACCCGCUGAAGGUGGAGAUGUCGACGGCGGAGAGUCGACGCCGGGGCCGCAGUCAGCGCGGCGGCGUGGCCUUCUCGGGCCUGCCGGGCGCCGGCCGCCAGACGGACUUCCCGCUGCGCAUCCUCGUGCAGAGCGACAUGGUCGGCGCGAUAAUCGGCCGGCAGGGCUCGACCAUCCGGCAGAUCACCCAGAUGACGCGCGCCCGCGUGGACGUGCACCGCAAGGACAACCUCGGCUCGCUCGAGAAGGCCAUCACGAUCUACGGCAACCCGGAGAACUGCACCAACGCCUGCAAGAAGAUCCUCGAGGUGAUGCACCAGGAGGCGAGCAACACGAACAAGGGGUCAGUUGACGACGAGGGCGGCAGCGCCUCCGCUGGUAGCGCUGCCAACGCUGCCAACGCUGAACAGCAGCAGCAGCAGCAGCAGCAGCAGCAGCAGGAGCACGAGGACGGCGGCGGCGCUGCCGGUCGCAAGGAGCGCCAGCAGCAGCAAACCACUGACGACAUUGUUGGCUCUUCCAGCGAGAUCACCCUCAAGAUCCUAGCGCACAACAACCUCAUCGGCCGCAUUAUCGGCAAGGGCGGCAACACCAUCAAGAGGAUCAUGCAGGACACCGACACCAAGAUCACCGUCAGCAGCAUCAACGACAUCAACAGCUUCAACCUCGAGCGCAUCAUCACGGUCAAGGGCAGCAUCGAGAACAUGAGCAAGGCCGAGGCCAUGAUCUCGAACAAGCUGCGCCAGAGCUACGAGAACGACCUGCAGGCCAUGGCGCCCCAGAGCAUGAUGUUCCCGGGCCUGCACCCGAUGGCCAUGAUGUCGACGGCCAGCAUGGGCUACAAUUCGCGGGGACCGGCCCUCUACGGCACCGGUCCGGCGCCCUACCCUUACCAGAGCAACCUGACCCCCCAGCAGGGCGUGCUGACGAGCGAUGCCCAGGAGACGACCUUUCUCUACAUACCCAACAACAGCGUGGGCGCCAUCAUCGGCACCAAGGGCUCGCACAUCAGGAACAUCAUCAGGUUCUCGGGCGCGAGCGUCAAGAUUGCGCCCCUAGAGUCGGACAAGCCGGCCGAGCAGCAGACCGAGAGGAAGGUCACCAUCGUCGGCUCGCCCGAGUCCCAGUGGAAGGCUCAAUACUUGAUCUUCGAGAAGAUGCGGGAGGAGGGCUUCGUCUCCGGCACCGAAGACGUCAGGCUGACAGUUGAGAUUCUCGUGCCCUCGGCCCAGGUCGGCCGAAUAAUUGGCAAAGGCGGUCAAAACGUCCGAGAACUCCAGCGCGUCACCGGUAGCGUCAUCAAGCUCUCGGAGCAGCAGGCUACGCCGCCCACCGCCGACGAGGAGACCACCGUCCACAUAAUCGGUCCCUUCUUCUCCGUGCAGUCGGCGCAGCGCAGGAUCCGCGCAAUGGUCGUGCAGCCAGGCGCGGGCGGACCCGGCAGCGUGACCGGCAUCCCCGGAAUGCCCGGCCAGGGCCUCCCCGGCGGUCCACGAUCGGGCCGCGGCAGCAGCCAGGAGGGCGGCGUGCGCUCGCGGCGCGACGGCAGUGCCACCUCCCAGCCCGGCGGCUGCACGACGCCCCAGCAGCAGCAGCAGUCCAGCCACUCGUCGCCCUCCUCGCAGCCGUCCCAGCCCCAACAGCAACAAAGCCAGUAACAAGACCCUGCCGCAACCACUCCCAACGAGCCAGCCAACCUCACGACGAUGAUGAUGAUGAUACCGCGAUUCGCCUAGAUUCGUAAAGCUAAAGAGCGUUAACGGGCCUCUCGCCACCUUCUUUCGCGGGGCCCACAUUUUCUACAUUAGAUAUAUAUAUAUAUAUAUUUACACACGCACGCGAUCGUCCAGAGCUGCUCUCCGCGAGAGGCGCCGCGCAACAACAGAGCGCACUCUCGCCGGGGACCGCAGCCGAACCUCGGCCGGGGACAUCAUCCCCUUUGUUUUACUUGCACUCUCCGCCAUCAACAACAGCAACGCAGCAGCGACAACAUUAGCAACCUCUAGCCUUCAUUGCUACACUUGGGCCGGGGUCGGUGGUUUCAAAAAGAAGACACGAGCUACGCUAAAACUACAUGGACGACGGUGAAGAUUUAUGUAUGUUGAUGAUGACGAUGAUGCACAACCUUAUUACCUCAUUCAUUACGGUUAAAGAUUUAAAAUAAUGAUGAUACGAUGAUUGAUGGAGCGUGAAACAAGAUCGUGCAGGAUUAAGCUAUAGCUCUAAUAUUAAUGUGUUAUAAUAUUGUACGAGAGGUUGAGUGACGGUUACGCAAUUUUACGUUUAUUAUAUUCAAAAGGAAAAACUGUUAUUGUCACACAGACUAUUACUACUACUACUACUGCUGCUACUACUACUACUAUUAUUACGCUACGCUACUCUGCUAUUAUUGCUAUAUGAUAUCGCUUCGAUGUGUGCAGAGAAAGAGCGAGAAAGUACGAAACUCUGCACCCCAGCAUGCAGCAAGGGAAGAUCCCGACACGAAACUCAACAAGAGAAACACAAACGGAAAACAUAAGAAGAAACUGCCAAUCGAUCACCGCCAUCAGUUUAUAUUAUUAAGAUAUACACCGAUUUUUACAUAUAUACGAAUCCAGAUUGCAAACAAGCAAAACAAGGCGAAAGCAGAGCACCACUUCGGCUCGAUUGCAACCGUAAGGAAUAGCAAAAAGAAAUACCAGAAGAAAGAAAUUCAAGAAGAAGACACAGAAAACCGCACGCCACGUUUUUCCAGAGACUCCAAGACAACAGCGUAGAAUACCAGAAGAUUUUACGAGAAGAAUUUUGCGAAAACAAAGGGGGCGGAAGGACGAGGCUCCGGCGAGGACACACGAAGACAGAGCGAGAGAGUGUAAGAGGAAAUUCGGCAGCGCCGAGCCUCGCGCCGUAAUACCAAAGAAGCGGUUAUGAAGUUUUUUUUUCGUAUUAGUGAAGUUCCUUGCGAAAACUCGAUUGAGAUCGUAGAAGUGGACGAGAGAAGGGAUUGUAAAAUGAGUGAACGGACGUUCGAAAAUGGACGACUGAGCGAAGGAGAGAAAGAGAUCGAGUGACGUUUGUGGAUUCGAUUAUAUAGAUUUAGUUGAGUCGAGUCACGGAGAUGAUUGAAGUCAGUUCAGGGAUUUUUACUUUACCAUGAAUGUAAUGAUGAUGCGUGAGUGUGAACGUGUGUUGAGACAAAUUUAAAUACUAUUAAUUGAUAAGUCAUUAAUUAUCGAUUAAGGUUGGCGCGAUAACAAAGGGCAUGAAAUAUAUAGAGACCUCGAGGAAACUUAGUCUUAUAGGAACUGUACCUUAUUAUCGAUAUAGUACUGAAACGUUGACAUUGGGCUCAGAUCAGAACAGACAAACAAACAAAAACAAAAAAAAAACGAAAAACAACCAACCAUUCAGAGUAACUCUACUAGUAGUUGCAACGCGGUGCAGCGCCGCGCGGGUCUCGUCGCCCGAUCGCCGAGAGGUUGCCCUCGGCAGUCGCGGCUCGCGAGGCCGCGCGGCCCACCGCGCGAAAUCUUCGGCCACCUCGAUACCGACCGGUAGCGAGUCGCCGAAGCGCCAUAUCGGACUGACCAAACCCACACACCCACACACAACAGGCCGUGACCCAGCCCCCGCCCUCCGAGAAUCGACGACUGAAAAAUCGUAUUAUUUUUAAGCUCAAAGUUUAUACUUACGAUGAUAAUAUAUAGUCGAUACUCUCGACGGCGCGCGCGCACUCACGGCCUGCUGCUGCUGAUGCUUCCAUCACUCGAACACGAAAACACUUCCCGCGAGGCUUCCUCUGCAAGAGGAGCCGGCCCGGAAGCACGAGGCCGCCCUUUUCUUCAUUGUAGGAAGUUCAGCAAGUCGCUCGUUGACUUGACUGCGGCGGCGGCGGCGGCGGCGGCGGCGCUCGGUGUAUGCAUUUAGUACAAAACACGAUGUAGAGAGAAAGAUAUACACGAGAGUUUAUGAAACUAGCAAGGAAUGGGAGAGGACGGUGCUCUUGCGCUCUUUUUCUCUUGCGGAAUUCUGUGUAUAUUUAAAAAUAUAUAAUCGAAAGGCCGAUAGAAGGGGACGUAGGGAACGAAAGGCAAAGAGAGAAAGAGCGGGAGUAGACAAAGAGCUAAGAGUAUAAGUUUAUUUUUGAUACAUUGUUGGAAAGAUCUGAGUGGAAUCUUUCUUUUCGAUUUUUUGUUAGAUGUUUUUUAAUAACUUAAUGAAUUUUAACGAUAUUAGAGGGAUAGACCGGGCGCGCGACGCGUGAAUUUCUUCUGUGUGCGAGUGAGUCCGAGAGAGCAGAGCGAGAGUGCGCAUUAAUUUUUUUUACGUAUAUAGAUUAUAAAUACGCUUGAGCGAGAGAGUAUUAUAGGUAUACGUGCACGAGUGAGUGACCGCGAGUGGGAGACGCUGGAAUCGGCGCUCGUCGGCCAGUUUUUUGCACUGCGCCGACCGCUGCGCCGCGGGUAAGAGUGGGCUUUUUGCAGUUGGAUAUGAAAAUUGUAUAAUAUAAUUAAUAUAUUUCGACGAUGUGGUGGGCCGCGAGGCCGCGGACGAGCGUAUCACGCAAAGUAAUGUAUUGUGAUGUAAUUAUUAUAAUUUUUUUUUUUAUUAACUAAAAUACAGAGAAGAGUAGAGUCGAUCUUUCGCGUGCGCGUCUUCGUCUUCGGCCUCGGCUUGCCGAAUUAUUUAUCAAGCGUAUAUAUUUAAAGACACAUUAACGGCGAGGACGAAAGGCAAGCGAUUGUGGAGAUACGUAAGCAAGAGUUUAAGAGCCACGAGAAAAUUGAAAAAACGAGACAAAAAAAAGUACAUUGAUAAAUGAAAGUGCCAAGGGAUUAAGGAGAAACACAAAAAGCCGAAAUUUCGCCGUCGAGGACACCGUAUCCUAUUAUGAAAUACAUAGUAUAUCAAGACUCGAUGCGCAAGAACAUAUCUCACAAGCUCCGUGCACACAGCGAGUGGAGGCAGAUCAGAAAACAGGGCAUUGUCAUGCUAUCCGGUGAACGCGAACCAAUGGAAAAUACUUGACGCUGAAGAGAAGAAAGAGAGCAAGCAGUUUUUUCAUUCGCCCACCCCCACAUUAAAAAGCAGAAGAAGAAAUAGCGGAAGAGAGGAAAAGACGAGAGCAACUUGUAUCAUUCCCGUCCCCCACACACCCUUUCGGACCUGAGUCUUUCAGAAGCAGAUCCACGAAGAAAGCGAAAACGCUGAGAAAAGCCAGCAGCAUCGGCUCGAAAGAAGCAAUACACGAAAAAAACGAUACAAAUAAAAACAAUGCACAGCGCAUGUUCCGACCAAUUAUCCAACGUGCUCGUUCGUUCGUCGCGUUCGACAAUUUCUUUUUCCUCGAAAAGUUUAGGCGAGUGCAAGCCAAUAUUAAGCGAAGAUUCGCGGGUACGAGAGAGAUAGAGAGAUAGAGAGAGAGAGAGAGAGAGAGAGAGAGAGAGAGAGAGAGAGAAAUGCUUGUACUUUUGGCAGAAGCAGGAGUUGAAAAAAAUUUUCGAAGUCUCAUCGACGCAAGCGCCACGAAGAGACGAUGGAUCGACAAGCAGAAAAAGCAAAGAAAUUGCCGCAGAAAAAUCCCAAAAGCACGCUCGAGACGAUGAUAAUAUAGAUAAAAGUUUAAAUGUACAAAUUAAAGAGAGAGAGAGAGAGAGAAUUAAUAAUAAUUAGAUUGCGUCGCGUGGAGAUAGAGAAAAAACAUAAAAACAAAAAAGAAUUAUUAAUAUAGUAACUUAAAAGAAGAUGUGCGGAAGAGGGAGAGCGAGUCUUUAAAGUUAUAGAUGAUUCUAAAAGAAAUAUAAAGAAAAUUUUAAUUGAAAACGCGGUCGGGGAUUUGCCGCUGUAAAACGAAUGUACAAAAUCGGUUAACCUCUAAAUCGUAAAUGUUAGUUUAUUUAAAAAAGAAAGAAAGGUAUUUAAAAAUUCUCGAGACGGCUGCAGCAGCGCCAUCGCGUCUUUUGAUAGGGAAAGGAAUAUCGAUGUUUAUUGUAAUAAUAUUUUUCAAAUUCUCAAAGAGGAAAUAAAUCAUUUUCGGAGCGGGGUGACUUCGGGCGCAAAUCAAUCAAAUCCAUCAUCAAUGCACUUACGAAAUCCCGAGAGCUCAAAGCAAAAGGAAAAGAGAUGAUCAUCAAAAAUUUCGAGAUAAGAAGUACAGAACAGAACGAGCAUCGACGCGUCUAACGCGUAACAGCUACGCGAUUCGCGAUCAAAACCACCUGGAAAUAAAACAAAGUAACAGGAACAAGAGAGAAAUCGGAAGUCAUUUUCACUGCGAAACGACCCCGAGGUUUCGACUUCUGGCGUCGCUGAAAGCAAAAGCAAAAAACCCAGGUACUCCAGUGCUUCGAUGGCAGCACACAGUCGCAGCAAUCAUCGCGGGACAGACGAGGAAACACGCGAAAAAUGAACUUUGCCACAUUCACACACACACACACACACACACGCGCGCGCGCGCGCGUGCACACAAACACACUCGGUCACACGUACACAAGUAUGAAAUGAGCAGGCAGCAGAAGAUGUGAACAAAAGUUACCUUUUUCGCGCGAAGUCGAAGCGGGAGGAGAAUUUUCUGGAUAAUUUUCAACUCUCCGCGGACCACGCACUGUCAACAAAAAUGGUUGCUAAUCUUAAGAAAAAUCUAGCGAUAGGAAUAACCGUUUUCUUCAUUAUUGAUAUGAUAACUAUUAAUUAAUUGAUAAUAUUUGGGCUUUAGUGUUAGUGAUUUAUUUUCCUUUUCCGGAUCGAGAGGCUGACGGAGGGAAAAGGAAAACGCGGCGAUGUGCGAUGACGCGCUACGAUCAGGGUAGUAUAGACGAAUAUCGUAUAUCUUAACUGUCGCUCCCGGCCGUCCAGUGAACUGCCAAUGGACCUGCUGCGAUGAAGAAUCGUCUCAAGAGCAACAAAGUCGUUCGAUUAUUCUAUUAAUGUUGUUGAUCACUAUUGACGGGUUCAAUACAAUGAUUUUAAAUUAAAAUGAAAACGAAGCAAAUCCAUCGGCAAUUGAUCGCGGCGGCGCCUCGCGAGCGACAUCGAGGGCCUUAUGAAGCACACAGUUGGGCAUUGUUGUUACGUAAGAGAAGUGGUACGGUUCAAGUGAUAUAAUCGGUAAACAGAUAAUAUAUUGAAUAUGCGAGUAAAAAAAGCAAUGACUAACAAAAAGAAUACAUUGCGGAGGUGCGUCGAAGUCUCGCGAGUACGCGUAGUGUGCGCAGCGGGAUCGCGAGUCAGAGCCGGAUAAGAACCAAGGAAUUCUGUUUCUCAAGGUUUCCGCUGCCCCUGCUCUUCGUACUGGCGAGGCUCGCCGAGCACACCGGUAGUGCAUUAGUAUAUUAUCUUGUAUGUAAUUGUUGCCGACGAAUGGGCAUUAUCGGGAAACCGCGCGGGUAUGUAAUAACUUUAUUCUUUACUACAAGCACCCACUUUUGUAAAUAUUUAUAUAUAUAUAUAUAUAUAUAUAUAUAUAUAUAUAUAUAUAUUUAUUUAUAUAUAUACAUAUACAGACAGACAUUUAAAUAGUUAAAGUUAUAAUAGUAAUUAUUAAAGGUGAAUUAGACGGUUUAAGAAGAAUAAACACCUCUGAAUCGGAUGUGCGUUAUCCAGUGUGUACGAUGUUAUUGAUGCAAAAACACUAGUAAACGUUCGCGAGAUACCGUAAAGGAGAACGGAGAAGAAAAAAAUGCCGCCGAGGGGCAGAAACAGUUGAAACUCGAGGAGCCCUGGCGACUAUUCUCGCUCAAUGAAAGAUGCAUCCGACGAAGAAGAGAAUCGAGGAGACAAUUGGCAGCCGUCAGCGCAAUCAUUAAUACUAAAACCCAAAAUUUUUCGUUUGCUCUAUCGCAGAAGAGCCGCUGGUUCACAAAAUUGCCAGUGAGAGAGAGAAAUAGAGAGAGAGAGAGAGAGAGAGAGAGAGAGAGAGAGAGAGAGAGAAAGCGCGAGAAGCUGCAGUGAGAGAAUGAAUUUCCCUUCCGCUCGACGAAAGAUGUGAAACAGGCAAGCAUGCAUUCAGAAAACCAGGCAGAGUACGAAAACUCUCGUCGAAGACAGAUGAUGCAAAAGGUACUUGGAGAAAUCAUACAAACAAUAAUGGGAUCCAAUUGCCGCAGAUCAGGGAAGUCAAAACUUUAUAGAAAGAUUAAAAAAACCUAAAGCUAUAUAUUAUAGAAGAAAAAGAUUAAACUCAAUUAUAUAUAUAUGUAUAUGUCUACGAAUGAUGAUGAGUAAAGAGAAAAAAAUGAAACAAAAGAUAGGACGUUUGCGCGCAGACCCAGUACGACGCUGGGCCAAUGCCCGAAUUCACACCGAACAUAGAUCAAAAGAAAUGUGUAAAUGAACACACGGUUGCAUGCAUAAAGGUAAAGAAAAAAAAGUAAUAGUCGAUAGCAGGGAUCGACACGACGUCGAUCCGCCACUUAAUCGUUUAUUGAUACUUGUAAUAAUUCAAGCUUAAGAAUUUGUUUUUUUUUCUUUUUUUUAUAAUAGAAGUUCGCACCGCCGGCGGAGACAACCUCCGCUGAGCUUGCAUUUGCUUCGCACUUGCUAUGUUUUUUUUUUUUAAAGUAUAAUCUUCUUUUCGCCCCGGGACUCGUACACGAGGUACAGGGAUCGAGACACGCAAAACAGCGGGAGAGUGAGAGGAUACGUUUGCUCGGCGAGUCCCAAUAAUACGAUAAUCUUCACCAUAAUUUUUUUUUGUUCUACUUUAGUUAAAAUACUUUAUAAUCACUACUAUUCUACACAUAAAUUUCCUCUACUAUAUAACCUACCCACUACUACUAUUAAUGUUUCUGGUACUACUACCUACUAUUAACUACUAGUUUUUUUGUAUCUUCGAUGAUGAUUGCUGAUUUGCUACUUCGAGAGAUUCACGCAUAGACCUUGAAACAUUCGUUGAUGUUGUAUUACUUCAUUACACAUAUAUAUAUAUAGUUAAUUCGUAAUUGAUUUCCUAAUUGCUUUUAGACCAGUUUCAUCGAUUUGAAGAGAAACUUCGCGUAUAUUGCCCCCCCCCCCCCGCCCCCAUACAUGAUUCCGUGGAGCAACACUUUAACACUUUUUUCUCUUGCAAUUCAAAAAUCACAUCAUACGCCGCGGUAUAAGUAAUAGAAUAUGAUUCGAGGAAUGAGGAAAAAGAGAGAGAAAGCUUCAAAAUUUAAUCCCGACAGAAAACUUCAUCUUUGGCUGUUUCGCGCGUCUUUUCUCAAUCGUGAAAAGAGAAGAGAGUAGAGACCGAGAGACAAAAACUUCUCUUUCUUUUUCAAAAAUCGCUUCUUAUUCGAUGUACCCUUUCUAAUGAUACGAAGUUUAUUGAAAAUCAAGGCGCGCCAGGCACAUUGGAACAUUUUCGGCGAAAUCUUGAAGAAAUAUAUACGGUGUUUCUUUUUUUUAGUGGAUAAUGUUUAAAGGUUUACUAAAUACAUAUUACAUAUACGGAUAAUCAUUAUUAAGUACAAGAAAACAUAGGAAAUAACGUACAUAGGCAUUAAGGCACUGAAAAAUAGUAGGCGGCUUCCCUCCAGAUGCAAAAUUACCCUUCAAAAAGGCGCGUGCACGAGUCCGCUGUAGAGACACUCUUUGCUGGCAACAAAAACACAAGAAUCCUUCGGACACCGCAACGAUCGAUUUCAAGGGGAAAAAUUUUUCGAAUCAAAAGAGUAUGAUGUGAAAAAAAGUCUAGAAAAAAAUUAGCUUGAGCUCACUGUUUUUGGCAAAAAGAGAAAAAAUUAAAGUAACGACAAUUGCUAUUCUGGCUGGUCUUCUGGAGGGACAGCUCCCACUAAAGUUUGGUUUUAAAAUUUAGUAACGCGAAACGUGAGGAAUUGCCCGAUGCUAUUGAAAAAAAAGACAUUCUUGUAUCCAAAAGUUUUAUUCUACACACAAGAGGUAGAGAGCAAAAAGAAAAGGAAAGACGAGUAGCUAGGCGAGGUCCGUUAUAUUUUUUGGGGAAUAAAAUCGAGAAAAAAAUGCGAUUCAAAUACAUAGAAAUCAGCACGCUUUCCAUUAUUUUCGGCUAUCUGAGAGGAGACACCUUGGACGAAAAGUCAUGAGUCGCACGUACAUACACACACACACACACGCGCGUAUAUCUAUAGAAUAUAAACCGUUUCCCCUUACCCAGCAGUCCUUUCUCACAUACCCACACAGACACGUACACGGACACGAGCAACAAACAAUGAUACACAUACCCACAUAUUCUAUAUGAUAAACUUCCAAACUGUAUGAAACUAUAUCUCAUACGACAAGCAUGAACGCCAUAUACUUUCUCAUUGAAAAGAAAUGGAUGGAACUUGUGGAGAAUAGGAAGAUGAAAGGGGAAUCAGAUUAGAUGGAGUAUACGUGCGCGAGAGAGCGAGACAAAGAGUGCGUAUGUUUGCGUAUAUGUGAUGAUGCAAGAGAGUGAUAAUUAAUUGGGAACCAGACGUAAGUGAAACGUGAAAGGCAUUAAAUGUACCUUCGUAAAAAACAUAGUAAUUAUUAAGAAAUAUUGACAGUCUUUCUUCUAUACACCGUUAAUUAUAUUACAGUUACAGCAAAUCAUAAGUGCAAUAGUUGUUACAAUAGACACGGAUUUUUACAUUAUUAAACGAUAAUAGCGAUGAUGAAGUGAUUUAAAGAAAAGGAACGCAGCAACAAAAUAGAUUUUCCUUUCUCGAGAGAUAGACAGAGCUAGAGAGUUGUUUAACCUCACAGAUGUCUUUUUUCCUUGUUGUUUAUUCUUUUUAUAUUGCGCGCGCGCGCGCAAAUUAAGCGGAUGUUAUCGACGACGAUUUGUACAAUACACUUUUUUACAGCAGAUAGAUAUUUAUAUACGUCUACACGUGUAAAUUUGCGAAAUAGCCAGAUAAAGCCAAUAGUAUAUUAUACGCGACGACAAAUGGAGCAAAUUCGAUGUGCACACACACAAACACACACACACUCACAAGCAAACUUGAGAAGAAGCAGGUGAUAUAAAGUUUAAUGACGAGAAAUAGAUAGGCCGCGGAAUACACAAAUCAUACAAUAUAUUGCAAUAGAAAUAAAUAAAAACUGUACAAGGAAAAUGGAGAAGAGAGAACGCGAUGAAACCCCUUCGUAUACGAGAUGUAUUGCUCUUUGUUUGUAAAAUCAGGCGUGAACGUUGAGCGAACCACAAUUUGUUUCUUAUCUUACUAUAUCUUAUAUACCUUAAGAAGCGAAGGUGAUGCGAUUUUUUAAUUCUGUGCGUGAGAGUGCGACUGAUCAUAUUAUGCGAGCGAUGCUAGAUAGUUGUAUAAGGCGUGAUGAUUUAAUUGUAUAAAGAAAAGUGAUGGAGUGAUACGGGAACGUCUGCGACGACGAUAAGUCGACAAAUAAGAAGCGAAAAAAGUAACGACGCCGACGCGAUUUUAUUUUCCUUCACUGUGUUCCGUUGUUUUUCGAAAUUAAACCUCGCGAGGCCGACGAACGGCGAGUUGCCUCGGCGCGUCUUUCUUCGGCUUCGAUUUAAAAAAUAAGGACGGACUUUUGCGACGCUGACGCGACGGCGACGAGCGAAAAGAGAACGAAGCGAAAAACCGUACGAAAUUCUCCUGGCAAAUGAUUGUGUAGGAAAGAGUAAAGACGGAUGAUCAAACGACCCGCCACACAAUAGAAAAUAGUUUACAUGUAUAGGGAUAUGUUCGCGAGUCCCGACGCGCCGAUUGUGUACGAAUUAACCGACAGCUGUGAGUCUGCGAUUUCUCGACGGAUGCAUAUUCCCUCAAAAAAGAUUAAAACAAGGGAGAUUCGUCGAGAAUUCGCGAGAACACGAAAGGUGUGCAUCUGGGCUGUAAACUCUGUUAUACUUCGACCGCGUGGGCACUCGCGAAGUGGAUGAGCAACAUCAAUAUAUCAAAGUCGAGCUUCGCUCGUGCUCGCGCGUGUUGUUCGUUUGUUAUUAAUUCCCGAAAUCUGUUAGUUUUUGCCCGACAUAAUUAGCGUUAAAUAGAAAUGAAUAGUAGAAUUGCCGUUGUGUUUUCUUUUUCUUUGUAUACUGGUUCACACAGCAUAUUUUUGAUUAAUCAAAACAAACAUGGGUUGGAAAGAAAUCGGAAAAAUCGAUGUCCGGAUAGUAGGAGAUAACGCCGUCUUCGGAUGACAUUCUGCGAUUUGGCAUACGCGUCUUUUAUUUUUGCAUGCAGGGAUCUAAAAUGGAACGAAAGGCAAGAUUGGAUAAAAAAAAAACACGACAAAUCGCUCUCGCGCCGCGCAAAUGCAUUGGAUUUCGGAUCUUUCAAUUUUUUUACAAGAAGAAAAAAAAAUCGAAAGUUUGCAGUUUACGGUACAUAUUUAAUAUUAAGCUAAUAUUUCGUAUUUUAUAAGGAUUGGAUGGAUUUUGCGUUGGGCUAGAAAAAUUAUACGCGCGCAACGCGCGAGAGCAUUUGCACAAAAUUUUAGAACCAUUAAUGAAAAAAAAAAAAGAAAAAAAUGUAAUCAAGGCGAAGAACAAUUCCUCACUGAAAUAAUUGUAAAAGGUUUUUCGAUGAUAAAAAGGUCGUCCACGAAAGAAAAUUUACUACUGUGUAACUAUUUAAAGUAAAGUCUAUUUGAAUGUAAACGCGUCAAGGCAUUAUUAAAAAAAAAGUACGGAAAAAGAAAUAUUAAGGAGAAGUGUCAAUCGAGCGGCAUAACAAUUAUUCUUUUCUCAUUAUGUAUUGUAAGCGGAAAAUAGAAGCUCGCGAUUUUUUUCUUCUUGAGAGGAAAUUCAUUCAACGAUAAGUGAGAAUUACACAUUUGUGUGUAACGUUAUUAUCGGAAAGAAAAGAGAACGGAAAUUCUUGGGUUGGGUUUAGUGUGUGCGUUCAAAAGAAAACGAGGGAACAGGUUUAAAAUAAAGUAAAAAUUAAAAGUAACUCGAGACGAUAGUGGAUGAACGAAACGCAAGAGAUGAUUUCACUUCAUUGAAGGGAGAGAGAGCCAGAAAAAAUCGUAAUGUCGCGUAGAGUAAUACGAAAGUUUAUGAGCGCAAAGUAGACGAAGACGAGGAGGAAGAAGGAGACUAUCGAAAGCAGAGAGAACGAACGGGAAUCACGAAAUCUGCGCUUUAUAGAAUUGUGUCGAAAUUUUAUUCUAACAUAUAAGCUUUUAGCUGCGCAAUCAUUUUCUUUUUUCUUUCGACACCCGCUUGUCGCUUAUCGAUCGGCUCAUUUCGAAUUUUCACACAGAUUUAAAGCGUUGAAAAGCAAAUUACUUUUUUGUUAUCGAUUUUUUAUUAUAAUGGUAGUAAUAAUAAUGAUUAUAGUGAUGAUAAUGAUGAUGACAUUCACGAGCAGCUCCAUCCAAUUUAUUGUGUCUUAUAUAUGAAGAUUCUUUUAAAUAGAGUGCUAUAUUAUAGAUUUUUUUCUUUUAAUACUUUUAUACUGUUUUUCCUCAUCGUUAUCGAUUUGAUGAUUUGUUUUGAGAUGUUUACGUUUGUGUGAAGGUUCUUGGAUUUUAGCAAGGCUCAUUGCGAUCGAUGCCUUUCGAAAGAUGUGUUUUCCUGUACUAGAAAUCGACGUCCAAAAGUGUCGAGCGAACGCGAAGAAAUUUGAACAGCAUCAGAGUAACAAAAGAAGUUAAUGUAAUCCUUCCCUUGAUUUUUCAGCCUUCUUCCUUUUCCUUUUCCGAAACUCUGACUUUCUCCCUCCAGGCACAUACUCGCAACCAAAAGGCAAAUCUGAAGCAGCAUUCAGCCGACACGUUCAAGGCCUGUAAUUGUUCUUAAUGACGCUACCACUUAAGAAACGUACGAGCUGUAUAUGCAUACAUUUGUAAACAAAAAAAAACUAACAAAACAAAACGGUGCGAGAUGGAAAAUUGCUUGAGCACAUGUACCUCGAUACAGAAGAAAAUCACAAUUUAACAGAGAAAACACACACGCGAAGGACUAUUAUGGAAAGCAAAUCGAUUUGUAAUGUUUUAUGUGUAACAUUCGAUUGAGGAUUGUAUGUAAUUGUAUAUGUACACUUUAUGUAUAUAUAUAUGAGUACGAUGCAGUCCGUGUGUUAAGAUACAUUCUCCUUUUUCUACCGUGACGAAAAAUAAAUUAUUCUAGUUAAUAAAAAAAAAA
Messenger RNA from Nasonia vitripennis (jewel wasp), 15617 nucleotides. RefSeq names its product insulin-like growth factor 2 mRNA-binding protein 3 (gene Imp). The record is from RefSeq and is a predicted model, not a curated record. The coding region runs from base 1297 to 3252 and encodes 651 amino acids. Gene Ontology annotation, biological process: regulation of gene expression; nervous system development. Gene Ontology annotation, molecular function: mRNA 3'-UTR binding. Lineage: Eukaryota; Metazoa; Arthropoda; Insecta; Hymenoptera; Pteromalidae. Gene Ontology annotation, cellular component: nucleus; cytoplasm; cytosol. The transcript has 6 exons.